This is a messenger RNA of Protomyces lactucae-debilis, 5219 nucleotides long. RefSeq lists its product as uncharacterized. Gene Ontology annotation, biological process: dynein-driven meiotic oscillatory nuclear movement; microtubule cytoskeleton organization; maintenance of protein location in cell cortex. The transcript is spliced from 2 exons. The record is from RefSeq and is a predicted model, not a curated record. Bases 144 to 5144 code for a protein of 1666 amino acids. Gene Ontology annotation, molecular function: tubulin binding; phospholipid binding. Gene Ontology annotation, cellular component: mitochondrion; cell cortex. NCBI's taxonomy places the organism in Eukaryota, Fungi, Ascomycota, Taphrinomycetes, Taphrinales, Protomycetaceae.
CAACAACAAGACAUCGACGCCCAACCAGCUGCAGUCUCGCGAGGUCAGCAGGUCGCAUCAGCAAGUCAGCAGACCGUCAGGAGGUGUCCUCGUGAGCGCGCGUUGUCACAUCGCAAAACUAGACAAACACACCAUCGUGUAGCAUGGAGUCUCCUGUUUCCUCCAAGCGGAAUAGUCUGUCGCAGGAGUCAAAGAACACGCGGCGGAACUUGCAGCAUCAGCUCGACGAGACUGGCAAAGGUCUGAACCGUAUCAUGGACAUGGCGCAGCCUCUGCUCGAGCAUCAAAAACAUUUAGAGGCGCAACUCCAAGCAUACGAUCUUGGUAAAGACGUAGAAAAUCAACCGACCGUCUUGACGCAUCGCUUGGAUCACUUGCAACGUGAGUCUGAUGCUGUACUGACAGAAUUUGGCGUCAAUAGAUCAUCCAUUCGUGCCACGUACAAGGACAGCAAGCAAUCAGACUCUGCACCCAACAGGCCCCAAGACUCCAGCAUCCUUUCACCCACCAGGAUGGCACAAUCUGCACGGCGCGCACGGCAAAACAUGGCUCAGGGAACAAGGCCCCAUGAUAUCGAGUUUGCAACAGAAAUUGGCAACAAACUUGUAGCAGAAGUAAGAGCUCAGCAACAGCUAUUGGCGGAGAAAGAUGACAGGAUUCGUGAACUCCUUGUACAACUAGAGAAACGCGAGCGUGGUUUUGAAAACAUGCAAACAGAAGUCAAGACGGCAUUGUCGCAAGCAGAACGCUUGAAGAGUGUCAAUUGGGACCUCGAAGUGGCCUUGCACAAAGCAGACAGUGAAGUCAGUGAUUUACGUGAAUCCGAAGCGCGUCAAGCUGGCGAAGCAAAGCGUCUGAAUGCUCUCAUCGACACCAAGACUGAGCAGCUAGACGCGCAGCUGGCGACAGAGGCACGACUACGGGAGCAAUUGGCUACCCAAGAGUCAGCUCACACUGCAGCUCUAGCAGAUUUGCGUGGCGAUAAGGAUGCCGUCAAACGUGAGCUUGAAGAGACCCAAAACCGCUUGGAUGCGAUGGCAGCGGAGCUGGAAGAACAUCAGAAGCUGUCUCGUCUUCGUGAUCAAAAUCGCAGCCCAACCAAACAGACACUGGAGAAUAUCGACAGCGAGGAAGAACCAACAACUCCUGAUCGCUCGCCACGCAUGUCACCAAUCAAAGGCACGCCGUCUCGAAACGUCACACUUGAGGCAGAAACACUGAAGGGUUCUUUGCUGUCCUCUCACCGUAUGCUGCAGCACAGCAGGCAGACUGCACAAAAGGAGAAGGCUGAAAAGAUUGAAUUGCGUCGUCAGCUUAAGGAAGCUCUUGAUGAGCUGGAGGAACUCAAGCAGAUGCAUGCAAGCAUGAUGCCCAGGCGCCGCUUCAUGCGCGGACCUGGCGAAACCGAGCGCACAAGACCUCGUAGCGGGCGCACAGUCGACUCGAAACGACUCACCACUGAGACCAUCAUCUCCGAGGAAGACGCAGGAUGGAUCGAAGCCGAUGGCUCCGACAGUGAUCGUGGCAUUGAGCCAGAUGAGUCUGUCUAUAGCAUGCCGGCUUCUCGGGUCAAUUUCUCGCGCGAUGGCUUUGCCUUUGAAAGCGACUUGGAUGAGAGCUCUAGCUCGCCUCAUCGUCAGCAACCCGAUGGUCGUCGUCGUGUUCUUGGCACGCACGCACUCAUGAGCGCUUCACAAGUCUUUGCCUCUUCGCGACCACUAUUUGCCGAAUUGGAAGGCAAGUCCAUGGCAGGAUCCUCUACUCACUCGCCCGAGACUGUACGUGGCGCUUCAGGGUCCAACAGCAACACACCGAGCAAGUUUUCGAUGGCGAGUCAUGCAGACAUGGUGGAUGCCGGUACAAUGACCACAGCGCCCUGGAGACACACACCCAAGCAUGAGCCCAUCACGACUCAGUUCGUCUAUGAGGAUCCAGCAAAUGAGCCAGACACGCCACGCGCACUGAAAUCGACCCUGACUUUCAUUCAAGAGGAUCCAUCAAAUGCGCCAGAUUUGCCAGGCACGCCCAAGGCGUCUGCUGGACCAGAGUUGGCAUUCGUGCAUGAGAGGCCAGAAGACUUCCCUAGCGCACCAACUCGUGAUAUUUCGGAGUGGCGAUCCCCUCAAAUUCUUUCCCCAAAGCCUGUUCGAUCGCUCGCCUCCUCGGCCAUGCUGCCUCCCUUGAGAAAGAGUGAAGAUGGCUUUGCAACACCGCUGCCAGCCAUCAGCUCGAUCAAGCAAUCUGCAGUCUCUGGCUCCCCACUAAGACAAAGUCCAACCAAGAGUGUGGCUUCUGCAGAGGGCGUCAAGGAAGAAGACCGUGCAGAGCAGGCAUCAGAGAGCGUUCUGGCAAAGCGUGUCAUUGCACCGCUCCGUCGCAAGUCGGCUUCAUUGCAAAGCCUCAAAAGUCGAGCAAGCAGGGAGUCUCUUGCAAGCUCACGACAGGCGACACCACCACCUAUGCCGUCAACGCCAAUGCCUUUGUUGCCGUUGCCUGUCUUUGAGACAUUUGACCGCUCUGCGUCCCCUGCAUUGAACAAAAUUAUGGUGGAUCGUGGUUCACAGCCUGAUCCAGUGCAGUCUAGCGACUGGCACUUGCAGAACUACCUGGCUGGUCCUGCAGGUCCUCAACGUCAGUUCUUCGUCUAUCCAGAUGCUCCACAGCCGGUGGUGGAAUCUACCGGCAGGCACAAGCCCGAGACCUCCAAUGCAGGUAUUCAAGCCAAUUCUGAGGAAUUUGUAUGGCGACCAAGAACUACAACAACAGACGCAAAGGUUCAGGCUACAUCGACGUCUACCAAUGCCGCGAUUCUUGCCAGGCCUGAACAGACAAGUACAAGUGUACAAGCUCGCGCAGAAACUACAAGCGCAGGCACAGAUGCUGAGCGGAAAUCGACCACGUCAGUUGAAGUUCAAGCAACAAUCAUGUCGAAGGAUGUAGCCACUUGCAUGACUCCUGAAGCUGAGAGAUUCCGAGAGGAGCAUACUGGUAUGAGCCCUAAGGCGAAGCGCUUCUUUGGCGUCGAUGUCGACUCGAAAGGCAUUCAAGUGUCGACUACGCCUUCUGCUUUGACGGCAGCAAGGGACACAGUGGAUACACACGUCAUUGGCGUCACCGCCGACACCGUCCAGAGCUCAGCACCAAAGUCAUAUUUCGCAAAGCACGACUUUUCUAAGGUUGCUGCUCAAGUCACCCAUCCUGCGACAAAUGGUCACGGUGCUCCGGAUUCGCCAACGUUGGCAUUCGAGGAUAGAGAUGGCAAACUACAACAGGCUCAAGAAUCUGCACGCCGUGCGGCUAGUCCGUUUGCAAAUGCACCUCCACUGCGCGCAUCGCCGUUGCCUAAGGGUUCAGAUGGCGGCAGUAUCUCGAGCGACGUGGCUGUUGGUGAAGCAAGACUUCGCGAGCUACUUCGCAAGGAAACUGAGCUGGUGGCAAGUCAGCAAGCCAUUGCGCAGCUCACGCGCGAGAAGGCAGCAUUGUUGGAGAAGCCGCUUCCUGCACAGCCUCCAAUUCUGAGUUCAAAGCCAGCAUCCUCCGGCAAGACUGCUUCGUCUCUCGUGUCAUUCGGACAUCCACUUGAGCGAACUGUGGAUCACCUGCGAGUGAAAGGUCUCUCAGCUGCCGUUGAAGAUAACGACAAUGCGUCUGACACGUCUUGCUGGACACCUCCGACUGCUAAUUCGGAUGCUGAGGAGGAGAGCGGCAGUGAUCUGCCAUUCUCGCCAUACAGCGUGCACCGAGGCAAGUCUGCACGAGAGUCACCCACAGCGAAAGCUGAGCGAAUUCUUGGCAAAUCACCGGAAGCGUCGCCUAUGUCUUCCAAGUAUGUAUCGGACACAAUGCGAGCAAGUCAAGAGGAUGUCCGUUCCGGACAUGUCAUGGCUCCACCUGCUAAACCAUCCACGGCAAGGGAUACGUUGCGAAGCAGGCAGCAAAGUAUCUCUGCGGAAAGGCACUCUGGUCAUGUAGCGCUGUCGCCCACAACCAACGACUUUGGCUCUCACCAAGGCAGAAUGACCAAUGGUGAUCGUCGUUCCGUGGUGCGGUCUCACUCGCACCAAAGUGUCUCGAGCUUCUCUACGUGUGGUUCCGAAGCCAAUGCGCGAUUCUUUGCAAGCAACUAUCAGCAGCCGAAUGAAGCUGCUGUGGAUGCAGAUGGAUUGGACUCGCAGACCAUGAAUGCUGUGAAACGCACCAUGAUUGGCAUGAGCUUGUAUAAAUACAUGCGACGACCUGGUUGGCAGGGUCUAUCUGAUAAACGACAUCAACGAUUCUUUUGGCUGAAUCCGUAUACCCAGACGCUUUACUGGUCUGCCUUUAACCCUGUCAAUGCACCGGAGAAUGCAGUCAUCAAGUCGACGCCUGUUGUUGGACUGUACACUGAAGCUGACUAUAAUCCCCUGCCACCUGGCAUUCAGCAGCGAACAAUCUGUAUCGAGACACCAACAAGGCUAUUAAAGGUGACUGCAAUCUCGUCGAGUGACCAUGAAGACUGGAUGCGUGCGCUCGAUCAUCUCAUCAAUGGGUCUCCUACGAGUAAGCAGCAGGACAGCAUCAUGGCAGAUUUUGAUGCGAGUCCGACCAAGAAGCAGGCGCAACCGCAAGAGAAGCCACAGCAGCCACUGCAGCAACCUCAAACGCACAUGACUGCAGCCGAGACGCCUACAAGCACGGAGGAGUCAUCAUCAUCAACACAGCCGUUUGACUCUCAGCGUACAGUGAGAGCACACCCUUCUCGCGGUGUAGGUCGAUCAACGAGUAUGAACACACUCGGUACAUCCAUUAGCUCGCAUGUGUCCUCCAUCUUCAGGUCACCGAAUCGUCAGAUGACUUCGCAGAAGGGCAAGUAUAAAGCCGGAUCGACACCUUUCAAGAAGCCUGCUUCGCGAGAACGGCGACCCAGCGUGCAAGCACAGAGUACGUGUGCGUCGUCUAUGCAUCGUGCUUCAAGAGAGAGCAGUGUCUCUAGCUUGUACCGACUGCAGCAUGGUCAAGAAACAGGUGGUAUUGGUGGAUCUGGCAUUUCAAUGGAUGAUCUUGCAGAUGAAGGUUUGGAGAAUGUUCGGAGUUGUUGUGGAGGUAAGCAUGAUGUGGGUAUGUUGUGCCGUCGUCCAAGCAGCGCCAUGAGCAAUCAUCGCUAGGUGGUGUUAUGAUCUUUGUGCCUUUUACAUCUUUUGUAUUCCACAUUUGCAGCAAAGUAAUGAUUUAGUAUUCCC